This is a messenger RNA of Mobula hypostoma (lesser devil ray), 1501 nucleotides long. RefSeq names its product LIM homeobox 8a (gene lhx8a). The record is from RefSeq and is a predicted model, not a curated record. Gene Ontology annotation, cellular component: nucleus. Gene Ontology annotation, biological process: regulation of transcription by RNA polymerase II; forebrain neuron development; neuron differentiation. Lineage: Eukaryota; Metazoa; Chordata; Chondrichthyes; Myliobatiformes; Myliobatidae. The transcript has 10 exons. Bases 68 to 1159 code for a protein of 363 amino acids. Gene Ontology annotation, molecular function: RNA polymerase II transcription regulatory region sequence-specific DNA binding; DNA-binding transcription factor activity, RNA polymerase II-specific.
UAAAACUUCCAUCCGCCGAGGGGGUCGCUGGGAGCCCGGCGGGGUGGAGAGAGCGGCCGUGAGUGAGAUGUACUGGAAGAGCAGCGCAGAGCCGCUGAUGUGCUGCGCGGAAGCCGGCGACAGGCGGACAGGCAGUGCGUGCUUGCGAGGGUUGAAAGCGAUGUCGGCUCCGUCUGAAGCUGUCUUCGUAAGAGGAGGUCGGAACCCUGGGAGCGCUUGCAGCUCGACUGGUUCUGACCAAGUGGCCCAGGAUGAUCAUGGCUCGCCCGCCUCGGCUUCCCCGUCUCCGCAGCCGGCUGCCGCCCCCCGAGCCGGCCGGAACGUCUGCAGCAGCUGCGGACUGGAGAUCCUGGACCGCUACUUACUGAAGGUGAAUGAGCUGUGUUGGCAUGUCCGAUGUCUGGCUUGCAGUGUGUGUAGAACUUCCCUGGGCAGACACAUCAGUUGCUACAUCAAGGAUCAAGAGAUAUUUUGCAAACUGGAUUAUUUCAGGCGUUACGGCACCCGGUGUGCCCGCUGCGGCCGGCACAUCCACGCAACGGACUGGGUCCGACGAGCCAAGGGCAACGUCUACCACUUGGCGUGCUUUGCUUGCUUCUCCUGCAAACGGCAGUUGUCCACGGGCGAGGAGUUUGCUCUGGUGGAGGAGAAGGUGGUUUGUCGGAUACACUAUGACUGCAUGCUGGACAAUCUCAACAAUGGACGUGGAUUCAGUACAGAAGGAGCAACAUCUGCAGAACAAGAGCUGAAUCAGCCCAAACCAACCAAACGAGCUCGAACCAGUUUCACGGCAGACCAGCUUCAGAUAAUGCAAACACAGUUUUCACAAGACAAUAAUCCUGAUGCACAGACACUUCAGAAGCUAGCAGACCGGACCGGGUUAAGCCGACGAGUUAUACAGGUUUGGUUUCAGAACUGUAGAGCUCGUCACAAAAAGCACGUGGGUCCCAGUCAGCUGUCAGCUGCCACCAUGACCACUGUGCACCAGGAGAACAUCUCUCAACCAGCGCUGGAUGAAAUGGCUUACAGAGCAUAUGUCACCCCAGAUGGGCAGAUGUUGACCAGCCUGCACACCUACAUGGACGUGCAGCCACCGUCACUGGGGCUCCAAACUCUUGCCUCUCAUGUGAUGACGGAGUUGCCCACAGGUCAUGCGUGAAUCCCCUUUCUCAGCAGCUUUGACCACUGGAUUGUCAGCUUGGGCAACUUUCCACAGUGCUGUGUGAGGAAAUUUCCUGUCUCUCCCCCACUGCCCCCCAAUAUUCUAUUUAUUGACAUACUUUGUACUAGUGGAGCACUUUGACUAAUUCCUGGACACAAGCGUGCCAAAUGUUUACAAUCUUGACCUUUGUGUGUAAAUGUUACACUUGUUUAUAUUGCUAAGUUAUUGUAUGUUUUCAGUGUUGCUAACUCUGUUUUAUACUGUUGACUAUUGACAGAAAGGAACAUGAAGUCCUGUUGUUUCACUGUUUAAGUUGGCACCUUUUGGAUUCUGGACAUA